AUGUCUUCACUACGCAGUGCCACCCCCAAACUGAGGAACUACUUCAGGGACAAAUACAUUCCUCAGAUCUGUGAGGCGCUGCUAUGUGGCUUACUUGUGACAUGUCCUGUCGACCCACUGAAAUAUUUAGAGCGAAUGAUCAAAAUUAUCAUUAAAAAUGGUCUGGAAAACCUUCUUUGGGACAUGUGCAUCGAUCCAGCACUGAAACCAAGACUUCGGAGACUGUCCGAAACAUACUUAGAACAACUUUUUGGACUGGAUGACCAACUGGUGACUCCAGAGUUGAUGGUAAAAGCAUGUACAUUUUACACUGGACAUUUAGUGAAGAGCCAUUUUGGUGGUUGGAAGGAAGUCGCAAUACCUCGUGCAAAUCAGGAGGCAAUCAUGGCCGAAAAAAUGAACAGAGCAAUAGAACAUUACAAUUUUAGAUGUCUGAAAUCAUUUUUUAUUCAGUGGUUCUCCUAUGUGAAGAUCACUAGAGAAAGACUUGUAGUUUCACUGCUCCGGUUGCGAGAGAUGUUUUUUACCCAAAGGCAAAAAUUUAUCCUAGCAAGAUGGAAGGAGAAAGCCAGGCAGAGGAGUAAAUCAAGAGAAGAAGAUUUGAUUUUAAAGCACGAACUUCAGCUGAGGAAAUGGAAGUACAAGCUUUCCAAGUCCAAAGCAGUUGAGGAAAAGCCCAUUAGCCCCGAGCGAAGCGCCUCUGACACAGCCCUGGUGGACGUGGAAUUUGACAUCGCAGUGCUGCCCGAGCAAGCGAUAAUGCAGAUUUUCUCGUGCCUCAGCUUUAGAGAUAGGAUCAUGUGCGGUCAGGUGAACCGUUCCUGGACGGCAAUGACACAGAGGGGCUUCCUGUGGAACGCUAUUGAUUUUUCCACAUCGAAAAACAUUGCCGAUAAAUGUGUGGUGACUACUUUGCAAAAGUGGCGUCUAACCGUGCUGCGCCUGAACUUCCGAGGGUGUUUCUUCCGCACAAAGACCCUGAAAGCCGUCAGCCACUGUAAAAACCUGCAAGAGCUGAACGUCUCAGACUGCAAGUCUCUCACAGAUGAAUCAAUGAGACACAUUUCCGAGGGCUGCCCUGGCGUCCUGUAUCUAAAUCUGUCCAACACGGGGAUCACCAACAGGACCAUGCGACUCCUGCCCAGGUACUUCCACAACUUACAGAAUCUCAGCCUGGCUUACUGCCGAAAGUUCACGGACAAAGGCUUACAGUACCUGAACUUGGGGAACGGCUGCCACAAGCUCAUCUAUCUGGACCUUUCCGGCUGCACCCAGAUCUCGGUGCAAGGCUUCAGGAACAUUGCAACCAGCUGCACGGGCAUCAUGCACCUGACCAUCAAUGACAUGCCAACCCUGACAGACAACUGCGUAAAAGUCUUGGCUGAGAAGUGUCCCCGCAUCUCCACGGUGGUUUUCAUUGGCUCACCACACAUCUCUGACUGCACUUUCAAAGCUCUUUCUUCCUGCAACCUCAAAAAAAUCCGAUUUGAAGGAAACAAAAGGAUUACCGACGCGUGCUUCAAAUAUAUAGACAAGAACUACCCAGGUAUCAAUCACAUUUACAUGGUGGACUGCAAGGCACUAACGGACAGCAGCCUCAAGUCGCUUUCUGUGUUGAAGCAACUGGCUGUGCUGAACUUGACCAACUGCGUCAGGAUUAGCGACGCUGGCCUGCGGCAAUUCCUUGAUGGUCCCGCAAGUGUGAGGAUAAGAGAGCUCAACUUGACUAACUGCUCCCUCCUGGGCGACACCUCCGUCGUGAGACUGUCUGAGCGCUGCCCUAAUUUGCACUAUUUGAGCUUACGAAAUUGUGAACAUUUGACUGACAUGGCAAUUGAAUUUAUUUUAAGCAUGCUAUCCUUGAUAUCAAUAGAUCUUUCUGGAACACUCAUCACAAAUGAGGGCUUGACCACACUUUCCAGACACAGGAGACUGAGGGAACUUUCUCUGUCUGAGUGUACCAACAUCACUGACCUUGGAAUUCGGUCGUACUGCAGGACCUCGCUGCACCUGGAACACCUGGAUGUCUCCUACUGUACCCAACUGACGGACGAUGCUGUAAAAACCGUAGCCAUCUUCUGCACGCGAAUCACGUCUCUCAACAUCGCGGGAUGUCCAAAGAUUACUGAUGCAGGCCUGGAGACGUUAUCGGCAAAGUGCCAUUAUCUGCACAUCCUGGAUAUCUCUGGCUGUAUCCUACUUACAGACCAGAUCCUUCAAAACCUUCAAAUAGGCUGCAAACAACUCCGGAUCCUCAAGAUGCGAUUCUGCAGGUCCAUCUCCGUGGCGGCAGCUCACAGAAUGUCCGCUGUGGUCCAGCACCAGGAAUACAGCUCCGGCGACCCCCCGAGAUGGUUUGGGUAUGACUCCGAAGGCAAUCCUCUCGCAGAGCCUCACAGGAGAAUGCCAGUUAGAAAUUUCUCAGAACUGAUAGUCAAAGAGGCUUUCAGCAGUGAUGAGGAAGGUCUAGACUCCAACCUCCAAUAG
Arvicola amphibius (Eurasian water vole) is the source of this 2487-nucleotide messenger RNA. RefSeq names its product F-box and leucine rich repeat protein 13 (gene Fbxl13). The transcript has 21 exons. Gene Ontology annotation, molecular function: protein binding. Gene Ontology annotation, biological process: SCF-dependent proteasomal ubiquitin-dependent protein catabolic process. Gene Ontology annotation, cellular component: SCF ubiquitin ligase complex. Bases 1 to 2487 code for a protein of 828 amino acids. The record is from RefSeq and is a predicted model, not a curated record. NCBI's taxonomy places the organism in Eukaryota, Metazoa, Chordata, Mammalia, Rodentia, Cricetidae.